This is a messenger RNA of Stegodyphus dumicola, 2622 nucleotides long. RefSeq lists its product as uncharacterized. The record is from RefSeq and is a predicted model, not a curated record. Lineage: Eukaryota; Metazoa; Arthropoda; Arachnida; Araneae; Eresidae.
CCGAGUUAAAUUCUUUCAUCACAACCAGCUCGGCUGCUAGAGAGUGUCACACGCUGCCAAACAUUAACAAGAAUUAUUUUUUAAUUCUGGAUACUUUUCCGUUUAGAAUGGAUCGCUUACUAUUGCUCCCAGUAUACUUCAUUUUAGCCAUGGAUUGUUUCUUUGCAGUAAGUUAUGCUCUUCUUAAUCGCCCAGACACAGAUCCAGAAUUGGACUUAGAACCCAUUACAAGGUAUCGAAGGCCAGAAACUACUACACAAAGGAUUUCAUCUGGACACGUACAUGAUUUCACAUUACCCUUACCGAAACAUCUCAACACUGAUUCGCUUUUUGAUGAAGAGUUUGACUACUAUGAUGAACAUGAAGGCAUGAAUCACAUAGAGCAUGAAAUGACUACCAUUUUACUUAGGGCAGAUGUAUCAACAGAAUUACCUACAAUGACAGAAUCAACAGUACUAGCUUUCAAGGAGGAAUAUCCUGAAAAGAAUCAAGUGGACAAAAUUGUGAAUUCUUCUUGCAGAAUUUUCUUACCAUGGUGGAAAGUUAUAUUAAUUACUUUAACAAAUACUCUGUUUGUGCUUUUUUAAGAUUUCCUGCUCAGCACAUCAAUUAUGAAAGGCAGCCCAUGUUUAAGAACUACUUUUGUAAAGUAAUUUUUUUGAACUGAAUGGAAUUUGUGUUGUUCGAAACUUAUUUGUAUACGGAUUUAAUUUUUGCAAUUAUGUAUGUAAUUUUUGUUCUGUAAGUUAAAAAUCAUUAAUUGUAUAGAACUGUAUAGAAUUAAUUUACGUUAAGUCUUUUUCCUCAUUUUUUACUUGUAGACUUGAAUGAAUUUUAACAUAUGAUAUUUAUCAUUAAAGAUCAAAGACCAUAGGAUAAAGAUCCUGCAAUCUUUAAAAAUGUCUUAUCCUGUAGACCGGAAAUGUAGCGCAUUAAGUGAAUUUGGAACAAUGCACGCAGAAAUUGUAGCACAUUACUUGUAAUUACAAUUCUUAUUAACUCAUAAUAUGACUUCAGCUCAACUUCGAGACGCAUUAACCGGAUUCUAUCUAAAAAAAUAAGUAUAUUGCGGAACGAUAUAAAAAUUACUGUCGUAAACCAUCAGCAUAAAACAUAAUUAUCUACAGAAAAUACAAAAGAAAUGUCACGGGAUAACAGUAAGAGCAAAUGAUAUUAGGAUUUGUUUAAGUAUCCGCAGCAGUUAUUAGUUUAGCUGUGCAUAAAGUCAACUACAUAAAUAUUGUUAAAUUAUCAAUUAAAAAUAAACUAAUCAGUCGUAAAAAUAAAUUAAGUAUGCAGCCAUUAACUUCUUGUUUCGUGCUGAAUCCUAAAGAAAAGAUCUAAAGAAUAACGCAUUGACUAAAGCUCUCAUCUUUUGGUUGAAGAACGUGCAUUCUGUAUUCAAUCCCUGCUUAAUUAACAUAUCCAAUAAAAUUAAAGUAUUUGCAUAUGCAGGUAAAUUGUUAAUCAUAUUUUACUAUUAAUUAUAAUAAAAGUUCUUUCUUAUACUUUUUUUAUUAACUGCUGUCGGAUUAACUGUGGUUGUGGGUUAACAGUAAGUAGUCUUUGUCUGCAUUAUUAUUCUGGAGUUGGAAAACCUUUGCUGUAGAGUAGUUGGCUUUACAGCCAAGGUUUUUCUAACUUUACUCAUUCAAGAAACUGUAAAACUCUAACGUUUAGAAUUCCUAGAAUUAUAAUUUUUAACAUACCGCUAAAACGCUUAAUUUUCUUUUUUUGAAAUCCAUAAACUGUAAGUUUUCUUUCGUGGAACCUUUCAAACAAUAGUUUACUUCUUUUAUCUAUAAAACUGUAAUCAUCUUUAUUUGGAAUCACUAAAAUUAUAAUUUUGGCAGAACAUUUAAAAUUAUAAUUUGUUUUGAACCCAUAAAUUACAAUUUUCUAUUGCAAACCAUUAAAAGAUUGAUUUAUAACUCUAAUUUCUCUCUCUCUCUCUCUCUAUAUAUAUAUAAGUUCUUCUUUCCACAAAGUUUAUAGUUCCAAGAGAAAUAUAUGCAUGUUCCUUUCCCUCUCAGCGUUAAGGCCGGAAAAUUCCGUACAGAAGGUUGCCUUCCACAUUCAUUAUACAUGAAAAUUUCUGCUAGCUUUUAAUGUAUCUGAUUUCAGUUUGGAUGUAUAUUGGAAGAAAAGGAAUCAAGGUACAAAAUGAAAGAGUCAUUUAAAAUCAAGAAAAUAUCACUUAUUCAUGACAUUUUGAGGAACUUAAAAAUCUCAGGGCUAAACCCGUAACGCUCAGAGGGUUUUAAAUAACGCAACAGAACGCACUGGUAAAAUAAAGUAUGCUAUAUGCUAAUAAUAAUAGUCCACUUACAAGAAUGUGUGCAUCUGAACUAUAAAUGAUAUCAAGAUAACUCAGAUCUGCAUUUCGGCUCCUUACCAAUCUUCCAAGAAGGUUUUGUGUAAAUGUUGGAUCUAAAAUCUAUAAAUAACUUAAGAUUUGUAAACAUCAACAGAUAUUUCGUGCCAUCGUGAACAAUUUCUGUAUCGGCUUUUAGGGCAUAACUUAUGGCAUAAAACAAAGUAGUAAAUUCAUUUAGUUGAAUUCACCUAUUGUAAAAUCCUAUACUUAUUUAUGUUAAUUCACAAUAAAAAUAUUUUGUUUAC